This is a messenger RNA of Ostrea edulis (European flat oyster), 1281 nucleotides long. RefSeq lists its product as uncharacterized. The record is from RefSeq and is a predicted model, not a curated record. Gene Ontology annotation, molecular function: protein binding. Bases 49 to 1212 code for a protein of 387 amino acids. Lineage: Eukaryota; Metazoa; Mollusca; Bivalvia; Ostreida; Ostreidae. The transcript has 3 exons.
UAUAAAUACAGCACGUGUUUGACGGUCAGUGUAGUACGACUUGCCAACAUGAAAGUCGCGGGGUACCUUACGCUGAUACUUGCUGUGAUCGUAAAAACCGCGGCAGUCUCUCUCCUAACAGACGACAAUGUGCAUAAUUCUACAAAUCAAGAUCUCGUCGGAGUGGACAGUCAAAAUGUGGACGUGUUCAGACAACUACUGAAUCAAGAAACUAUCAUCAGAAUGACCUUGGUCAAAAAUGUCCACGCGUUGAUGAAAGACAUGUUGACUCUAAAGGAAAACCUCGCUGUGGCCGAACAGAAACUUUCAACUCUACAGUUAUCUACUGAUCACGAAAUUUCGGUACUGAAAACAGAAGUCCAGGAAUUAAAACUCGAAAAUCACGUGUUGAAAAAUGAGAGUAGAGUACAAAAUAGGCGCCUCGAAGAAAUGGAAAGAAACAUAACACAAAUUACUGAAAAUCACGAGGAGUUCCAAAGAAAAAUCGAUAUUGAUCGGAAGGCAUUUGAACUUAAUGUUUCAGACAUACUGGCAGACAUUAAAAUCGAGGUACGGUAUUUGUCUAUAACCUUACUGGAUCUAAACGCACACACUCGUCAAAUUGAAAGAGAAAUUCCGGACGUCAUUGAUCAAAAGACCCUAGCGAUGUUCGAGUCUGUGAAUACGUCAUUGGAAAAUUUCAACGCGACAUUAAUGGCUACGGACAACAAAUUUUCAGCUCAAUUUUCGGACCUCGAGAAUUCACAUUCUGGAGUUUUGACAACUGUAACUGGUAAUUAUCCUACAUCUUUUAUACAUUACUCUCAACAUUCUAAUGCAGAUCUUAAGAAGAAAGUGGCCUUCACCGCGGGAGUGACGUCUAGCAGUACUACCUGGAACAGUGGGACGUUAGUAUUUCCGGUUGUUAUUAACAACAUCGGGGGUGGAUACAAUCCCAGUACUGGUGUUUUCACGGCCCCUACAGAGGGACACUACGUCUUCUUCGUCACUGUCGUGGAAUAUAGUAAACAAAAUAUUUAUGUUGACAUUGUCCUGAAUGGGUCAUCAAAGGUCAGAACAAUAGGAGAUGCAAGUGCAGGUUUCCAGACUGGAGUAAACAUGGCUGUCCUGCGGCUUCAGCAGGGAGACACUGUGUGGAUCAGAUAUCACGCUGGCAAAGGUUAUUUCACCAGUAAUACUCCCAUCACAACGUUCUCUGGCUUCCUCCACUAACUCAAGACAUCGUUAUACAUGGCAGUCCAAGCAUCACUGAAAUUUUCAUAAUAAACUUGAAGCGCCAUU